AUGGCCACCACAGCAGCUGCACCGUCGCUGCAACGGUUGGAUCCUACUAUACCACACACUUUCAUGCGCCCGGUGAAAAAGAUCAAUGAUCACCAGGAUGUGGAAACAUUUCUAUCCUCUGUAGCGUACAGAGAUAUUAUGAUCUUUGUUUUGCAAUUAAACCGUUGCAUGUUUCCCUCCAAGGCGUCCAGUGAAAGCGGUUCUUCAAAUGUGGAGGUGUGGACACUGGACUCCGAUUCUGUUGACUUCUCAGAGCCUGUCCGUCGCCUACAGCUACUGUUAUCAAAAUUGGAGUCCCUCAUUGAUGAGGUAGCUCCAGAUACUGGACCUCGGCGAUUCGGAAAUAUCAGUUUUCGAAAAUGGUGUGAGGAGAUGGAAUCCCGUGCAGCUUCCAUUAUGGAUGAAUGUUUGCCACCAGAAAUUCUUCAGCAGAAAUCUGAGGAGGAAGAAACCGUAACCGCGAAAGAGGAGCUGAUGGCCUAUCUAACUGGUAGUUUUGGUAGCUCACAGAGGCUUGAUUAUGGAACGGGGCAUGAGCUUAGCUUUUUAGCCUUUCUUGCUUGUCUAUGGAAGCUAAAUGGGUUUGCCCAAGCAGAUCCUGGGGUAGAAGAGAGGGGCAUAGUUAUUGGGGUUAUUGAACCGUACGUUUCCCCGUUUUAUCUCAUGCAUGUUCCUUAUGGCUUACUUUUCUCGAUUAGAUAUCUUCGGCUUAUUCGACGUCUAAUACUCACGUACACUCUAGAGCCUGCAGGCUCUCAUGGUGUGUGGGGCCUAGAUGACCAUUCUUUUAUUUCAUAUAUUUUAGGAUCGGCUCAAUUGUCCCCUCCCAUAGGUCCUACAGAUCCAACUCCUACAGAGGGCUCCUUACCGAAUGCUCCAGCCACAAGCGAUGUAACUAAGUCAAACAUUGUUGAGAAGGAGCGAAAGUCAAAUAUGUACUUUUCAGCUAUUGGUUUUAUCUACGAUGUCAAAAAGGGCCCGUUCUGGGAACAUAGCCCGAUGUUAUAUGAUAUCUCAGGAAUAAAAGAUGGUUGGGGAAAGAUUAAUAAGGGCAUGAUCAAAAUGUAUAAUGCGGAGGUUUUGUCAAAGUUCCCCGUGGUACAGCACUUUCCCUUUGGGUCAUUAUUUGUUUGGAAACAGGACCCAAAUGCCACCUCAACAGCUCCAUCGGCACAUACAUCAAGUGGGCCACAGAUUCGAACUCAGAUCCCGGCGUCUCCAUCCCUUUCUGCUCAAUCAAACGCGGGUACCCGAGCUCCAUGGGCUUCGAAACCUACUAGUGUUGAAAUGGGGGACCUUCGAGGAGGAGUACCGUCGUCUCACCAAGUGCCAGCUACAAGAGCUCCGUGGGCCAGCCAAGGUAGCCAGCAGCGAAACCUACCACAGCGAGAGCCAUUUCCACCUGCAAAUUCCUCAGAGAGAUGA
Trichophyton benhamiae CBS 112371 is the source of this 1425-nucleotide messenger RNA. RefSeq lists its product as uncharacterized. Gene Ontology annotation, biological process: mitotic spindle organization. The record is from RefSeq and is a predicted model, not a curated record. The coding region runs from base 1 to 1425 and encodes 474 amino acids. Lineage: Eukaryota; Fungi; Ascomycota; Eurotiomycetes; Onygenales; Arthrodermataceae. Gene Ontology annotation, cellular component: nucleus; cytoplasm; protein phosphatase type 2A complex. The transcript has 2 exons. Gene Ontology annotation, molecular function: protein tyrosine phosphatase activator activity; peptidyl-prolyl cis-trans isomerase activity.